This is a messenger RNA of Priapulus caudatus, 2101 nucleotides long. RefSeq names its product syntaxin-12-like. The record is from RefSeq and is a predicted model, not a curated record. The transcript has 11 exons. NCBI's taxonomy places the organism in Eukaryota, Metazoa, Priapulida, Priapulimorpha, Priapulimorphida, Priapulidae. Gene Ontology annotation, cellular component: SNARE complex; endomembrane system; membrane. The coding region runs from base 266 to 1123 and encodes 285 amino acids. Gene Ontology annotation, biological process: intracellular protein transport; vesicle-mediated transport; vesicle fusion. Gene Ontology annotation, molecular function: SNAP receptor activity; SNARE binding.
GACGCAGACCCCAGUAAUGCCUAAUGGGUUUGCCAUACCUGAUAAACCCGCACCCUCAGAUUAGCAAAGCGGAGUUAUAAAAAUAUAACGUCUGCAUUUGCGGACUAUCUUGAGUCUUGAAGUUGUAGGCCUACUUGUGUUUUACUCAAAGUUUCGUCAUCAUUUAAAAUGUGACUGGAACUCACAUCUGUGAUCUGGAAUCCAUAACUGUUAAAACACAAAAGCAACAAGAGCCAUCGUAGUUGCGACGUCAUCUGUCAGAGAAAUGGCUCUGCAUAGGGAUCAAGAUAAUUAUGGCAGCAUUCGGCCAUAUUAUGAUGACCCUAACGUGGUGGCUGCUGUGGACAGCCGACAGUUUAGCCAGAGAUGUGACGAGGUUAGCACGCACAUCUUCACGAUCAGUAACAACGCGUCGGGGCUGGAGCGAGCUCUGAAGCAGGUCGGUACCAGCCAAGACAGCCUCAGGCUCCGACAAAAGAUCCAUGGAACCCAACAGACAACAAAUGCCAUCAUCACACAAUGUCACGAACUUCUUAAGAACCUUGCCAUGGUGGCUAGGCAGAGUGACAAGUCAAAGCGAUUGCAAGUCGAAAGGCUUAGGAAUGAGUUGAAGGACACGAUUAAGCGCUAUAGCCUUAUACAGAAGAAAACUGCCGAAAAGAUGAGAGAAACAAUGCCAACGAAGCGACCGUUACUAGCGCCCCCUGCCAGCGAAGAGCAGCUGAUUGGCUGGGGGGCAGAUGACGAGGAGGAGACUGCACGACUAGUGGAGGAUCAGCGGAGAAGGCAACAGUUACAGAUACAGAAAGAACACGUGGACUUUGAGAUCGCCUUAUAUGAGGAGAGGGACGAGAGAAUUCGACAGAUUGAGGCAGACAUCUUGGAUGUAAAUGAGAUAUUCCGCGAGCUUGCCUCUCUCGUACAUGAGCAGGGCGAAGUUGUGGAUACGAUCGAAGCAAACGUGGAAAAAGCGGCGACUGAGGUGGAAGAGGGCGCCACACAGUUGCAGCGGGCCAGCAAGUAUCAGAAGAGCUAUCGCAAGAAGCUGUGCUGCCUUGUUGUGAUCCUUAGCAUUGUCGGCGUCAUCAUCACCAUAAUAGUCGUGCUCAGUGUGAAAAAGUAACGGAUUGCUCAACGGAGUCAAGCUUCUCUACGCGAGUGUGACCACAUCAUGUAAUAUUUUUACGCCCGGUAAUUUCGAGUCGACUAUCUAAUUGAGGCAGCAGGUAGCUGAUGUAAUCGGUGCUGAUGCUGUGUGGUCAGUGUGCAGUGGUCAGUGUGCAGUGGUCAGUGUGCAGUGGUCAGUGUGCAGUGGUCAGAGUGCAGUGUGUAGUGGUCAGUGGUCAGAGUGCAGUGGUCAGAGGGAGGUACACCGAGUUCAUAUGGAUUGAUGGUCGUUUCUCGAAAACCGACGGACGCGUGAGAAUCACACAGACCAAUAUAAAUUGCCUAUAAACCGCAGUGAAUUAAUGCAGUCGUUUAAUGUAUCGGGGACGCCGCAUCUCUGCAUGAAUGAUUUCUGCCUCAGCUAUUUAUUCACUGACACUAUUAACGAAUGUCUGCAUUAUCAAUCUAGUGACAGGUGUCAUUAGUGAAAUGUCAGGCAAGAUCGUGAAGAUUGUUUAAUGAUAUUCGAGUUGUAAAUAUUCGUAUCGGGAAGAUUUGUGAUUGUAAACAACCGUUUUCACAUAUUCUCUGAAAAUGAUAAAUAUAAUAAUACAUUAUGUACCAAAUGUUGCUUUCAUGCUACAUUUCUGUACGAAACAAUCAGAUGAAUUAAGAUGAAUAAAGUGCUUGUCAAGUGUAUAAAAAUGUUUCGUUUUUAUUCCAGUAAAUAAAUUCUUUCACCAUUCGGAUUCCCUCAAGCAACUCAGAUAUUUCUCCUGAAACCAGAUUGCAUUUGCAGGACAUAAUAAAAUGUCAUGUCUGUGUCCAUAUUUCAACCCUCUUUUGGCAACCUCUGAGCUAGCCAUGUAUCACACAGUCGGUUAAGUAAAUUACUCGAGUUGCUCAGUUUAGCUCACAACAUGAGAUCCUUAUACUUAAGCCAUUGCUGUUAAUUCAUAAUAAAGUUUCCCAAGAUGUCGGAAACCCUUUUAAC